AUGACCACCAAAGGAAGCUGCAUGUGCGGAGCCGUCGAAUACGAGUUCACCGGCGAACCCGCAGUAACCGCCCUCUGCCACUGCACCGACUGCCAAAAGUGGUCCGGCGGAGCCUACACCUCGAACGUGGUGGUCCCACGCACCAACAUGAAAGUCACGAAAGGCAACACGCCUGUUGUCGGAGCGCUCAAGACGUACGACGCCGUUGGAAACUCGGGAAAGAUCAACAAGCACUUCUUCUGCGGGACCUGCGGAAGCAGUCUGUAUACGGAGCUGGAGGUCAUGCCGGAUGUGGCUUGUAUCAAGGCGGGUGGGUUGGAUGGCGGGAAGGCGGAUUUGGGUCAGGUUGGGGUGGAGUUUUAUACCAAGGAUCGGGUGAGCUUUGCUAAGGCUAUUGAUGGUGCGAAGCAGGAGAAGGUUUUUGGUUAG
Mollisia scopiformis is the source of this 429-nucleotide messenger RNA. Its product is annotated as DUF636 domain protein. The transcript is spliced from 2 exons. The record is from RefSeq and is a predicted model, not a curated record. NCBI's taxonomy places the organism in Eukaryota, Fungi, Ascomycota, Leotiomycetes, Helotiales, Mollisiaceae. Bases 1 to 429 code for a protein of 142 amino acids. Gene Ontology annotation, molecular function: carbon-sulfur lyase activity.